Molecule: messenger RNA, 1520 nt
Organism: Gigantopelta aegis
Lineage: Eukaryota; Metazoa; Mollusca; Gastropoda; Neomphalida; Peltospiridae
Product: voltage-gated hydrogen channel 1-like
Exons: 3
Coding region: 140-946 (268 amino acids)
Biological process (GO): proton transmembrane transport
Cellular component (GO): plasma membrane
Molecular function (GO): voltage-gated proton channel activity
Source: RefSeq, a predicted model, not a curated record
GCAUAAAGGGUCAGUGUCUAAAAUGUAAACAAUAACAUUUGCUUGUAUGCGAAAUACGUUUUGUAUACAUGUGCUAGCACGAAAAGCACGUGCAGGCAGUGAUGCCAACUGGAAUUAAAACUUGCACCAAUUUUACAAUAUGAAGUUCGUUAUGGAUGGUUUUCACAAGCUACAUGAUGACUUUGAGAAGGUGAUUGAGAAGGAUGGCAGCAGUAGCUCGGUGACGGAUUCUGACGAUGCAUCAAAACAUGAACAACAGACGGUCCGCGAAUGUGUCAACCAUGCGAUUCACACAAACAAGUUUCAGAUUGGCGUCAUCAUUCUGGUCAUCCUGGACUGUUUACUGGUCAUUGUGGAACUCUUACUGGACUUGAGAGUAUUCGAGCUUCCAGAUCAUGAGAAUCACAUUGCACCUAAAAUUAUUCAUUAUUGCAGCAUAGCCAUCUUGAGUGUGUUUAUGGUGGAGAUAAUGGUGCGGAUGUACGCUCUGCGGUUGGAGUUCUUCAAGCACAAACUGGAAAUGUUUGAUUCUGCUGUGGUCAUCGUAUCGUUUGUGUUAGACAUUGUGUAUAGAAACCAGGAGGGGGCGGCCAAUGGUGUCGGCUUGCUGAUUGUACUCCGGCUGUGGAGAGUUACAAGAAUUCUGAAUGGAAUAGUUCUGUCAGUGAAGCGACAAGCAGAAAAGAGACUUCUGCGAGAGCAUCGCCUUCGACUUGCCUGCGAGCAAGAGCUUGCCAAAUUCCGAGAAUAUUGCACAGGGCAGGAGCAUGAGAUCGAAACCUUGAAAGAACUGCUUCGGAAAAACAACAUAGACUUUGUUGAGAAUCAAGAAGAACCUCCAAUGUUCAGUACAAUCGAUGUGGUGGCAGAGGUGAACGAAACCAUCCAUGAUUCAGAUCCCAAUUCAACUGACGGAGCAAAAGAAAGUAGUAGUGACCAUUCUUAAAGGUUUUACACAAACACAGAAUGUUAAGAAAACUGCCGUGUCCCUUUUCAGAUAUUUUGCCAAAAACUUAAAUUGUCUUGAAGAUUUUCAUAAUGGCAUUUGUAUUUAAAGAUUAAUAAUAAUAAUAAAACGUUUGGAUGUAGGUACAUUUAUAUAUAUUUAUAUUUAUACAAAAGUACUUUAUAAAAUCUUACAAACCAGUCUUAAGUGAGUAAAAUAUUCCACCAACUCAUUGAUCAACAAUGGCAGUAGUAAUUAUACAGCCUUGUAUUGUGAAUAAAUAGCCAAAAUACUGAUCAAGCCAAAGCUUACAUGUAAGGAGUACUACAACUAGCUUUUUAGUUGAGAAGUGCUGUAGUUUUAACCUGAUCUUUGGAAGACACUUAAGACCAUUCAAUUUUGUAAACUUUUACCAAAGUUGAUCAAUAGUUCUGCAUCUACAUGUCUAUAAGGGUGGGACGCAGCCCAAUGGUAAAGUGCUUGCCCGAUGCACUGUCGGUCUAGUAUCGAUCCCCGUCUCAAUCUAGCCAGUGCACCACAACUAGCAUAUCAAAUGCUGUGGUAUGUGCUAUCC